Messenger RNA from Thecamonas trahens ATCC 50062, 1243 nucleotides. RefSeq lists its product as uncharacterized. The record is from RefSeq and is a predicted model, not a curated record. NCBI's taxonomy places the organism in Eukaryota, Apusomonadida, Apusomonadidae. Gene Ontology annotation, cellular component: cortical cytoskeleton. Gene Ontology annotation, molecular function: actin filament binding. Gene Ontology annotation, biological process: parallel actin filament bundle assembly; actin crosslink formation. The transcript has 2 exons. The coding region runs from base 15 to 1205 and encodes 396 amino acids.
AAAAAAUACCAGUCAUGGCAGCAGGCGAGCAAUUCUCUGAUCUGUGCAAGAAGAAGUACUCGGAGCAGGCCGUCUGGUUCCUCAACGGGUUCUGGAACAAGGGCAUGAAGGAGGAGGCCGAGAACGUGUGGAAGUUUGCCCAGAAGUUCAUCGAGCUCGACGCCAGCAACAGCAAGGACGGCAACGAGAUUGACGAGUUCCUCUCGCACAAGUUCCUCGAGACGCUGGAUGAGACCAUGACUGUGCUCGAGAUGCGUAAGAAGCUGCGCGAGAUCGACCAGGAUGCCAACGGGCACAUGGCGCUCCUCGAGUACCUUGUCUACCGCUACGGGUUUGGCGUGGACGAGACAGUCAACGCGCCGCAGGGCGGCAACCAGGAGGAGAUCGACCAGGCGCAGGCCAAAUUCGACGAGCUGUCCGAGGCACUGACCGCGCAGGUGCAGGCGGUGGCCGAGCUCGACGCGGCGGUGGCCGAGCUCGACGCGGCGGUGGCCGAGCUCAAGACGGUGGUCGCCGAGCUGCAGGAGGCUGUUGCGGCAACGCAGGCAGCGGUUGAAGAGCUCAACGCGGCGGUGGCCGAGCUGGAGGCCGCCGAGGCCAAGCUCCAGGCCGCCGAGGAUGAGCUCCAGGCUGCCAUCGACGACCUGCACGCGCAGGAGGAGGCGUACCACGGCGCCAUUGCCACCGCCGAGGCCAAGGCCAACGACGACACGCUCGGCGUGGUCAAGCGCAACCGCGCCGCGGCCGAGCUCGCCCAGCUCAAGGCCGAGGACCCGAUGCCGCUUCGCCGGGCCAAGCUGACCCAGGAGGCCUCGCUCCGCAAGGUCGGUAAGGAGAAGAAGAUCGUGGCUGCCAAGCGCGAGGAGCAGGAAGCCAAGCGCACCGAGCAGGAGGCCAAGCAGGCCGAGCAGGAGGCCAAGCAGGCCGAGAUGGAGGCCAAGCAGGCUGAGCAGGAGGCCAAGCAGGUUGAGAUGGAGGCCAAGAAGGCCGAGGCCGAGCAGGGCCAGGUCGAGCUCGAGGCCAAGAUGGAGGAGGCUUCGGCCGAGCUCGCCGCCCUUAAGGCCAAGGGUGGCAUCGCCGAGGGUGUUCUCUGGUGGAUGGAGCGGACCGAGAUCGAGGCCGACAAGUACCUGCCGCCCUCCAAGCAGAAGUACGCCCACCUUCACAAGAAGGUCGACAUCCGUGCCGGCGCCGAGGACGAGUAGAGAUCGUCGUACAACCACGAGACCCUUGCCUCGCCAUA